Messenger RNA from Rotaria socialis, 1428 nucleotides. NCBI's taxonomy places the organism in Eukaryota, Metazoa, Rotifera, Eurotatoria, Philodinida, Philodinidae. The record is from the annotation of a GenBank genome assembly.
AUGGAAAAACAACAGACUCGUCGAUGUUCUGUUUCUAGUGUUCAUUCUCAAGGAAAUUUAUCAAUAGCAAGUGCCCAAUGUGCUGAUACACAUACCCAUGCUAUCAUUCAAAAAGAAAAAGAUAAGAAAAUCAUAUUGGUCCCACUGCACAGUUUUAUCAAUUUUGGCAAAGUUGUGAAAGUUCAUGAAACAGCUACCUAUAAAUCAGAUAAAGAUUCUCGAAAAACAGAACGAGGAAAAGUUUUGCUUUUUGGAACAGAAGAAUUGUGUGUUGAUCAGCUUCAAGUUUUGCAAGAAGAUGUUAUUAAUGAAAAUCAACCACCAGAAAAGCAACACGAUUCUAAUCCAAUAGAAACAUCAAAAAAUUAUAAUCGAGUUAAUGCAUUGCCACCAAUGAAUAUUAAUACAGCUAGUACUAUAGCUAUUUUACCAAAACGUAAGGAAAAAUCAGUAUCUGAAGUUCAACGAAAAUUAUUUGGUGAUGAUACGAAUAUGAAUUCAAAACAUUGUUAUUCAUUUGAAGAAGAAGGCAGUGAUGAAAUAGAAGAACAUUUAACAACAGCAACAGCAACAACAACAACAAAAAAAUCAAAAAAGUGUUUAACUGAAGAUUCAUCUUUAAAACAAAUAUCAAAUAUUAAUUAUAAAAGAACAACGUCGAAUAAAAAAUCACCUUCAAUUAUUCCAUCAAGUCCAAUACAAAACCCGGUUGCCGUGAAUCAUGCCGAUAACAAUCAAGAUAAUUCAACUGAACAGAACAAAGAUGAAACUAAUGAUGAUACAAUGGACGAACGAGGUUCGUUCUCAUUCAAAGAAUUUAAGAGAUUGCAAAAAGAAAAUAUUAAUUUACGACAACAAAAAACAUCAUUAGAAAACCAAGUUAAUUUUAUGAAAAAAAAUUACAUUCCUAUGCCCGAUAUUAACAGCCGAUCUUGGAUCGUACGUUUGGCUAAGUUAUUCACGCAACAACUAUCUGCAAAUGAUAUUGCUACACAUGCACGUCAUAUUGGUAUUAGUAAUCCAAAGAAACUUCUGAAUUGUAUUCAAAAUCGUGGAACGCAUACAGCCAGAGAAAUAGUUCGUCUUAUAUGUUCGCAAGAAACACUAUUAACAAAGUCUGGUAAAGAGGGUGUUUCAGAAGAAAAACGACAAGCGAUACGUGAUUUUGUCGAGUUACAACAUGGCCCUAUUCCAGAUCAUCAAUUUAAUGAAGCAAUUGAUGGAGUAUUUCGCCAAGAAAAACUCAAAAUGCGAAAGGCACAAGCACCUGCUGCAAAAGCUAUUCAAAAACCUGUUGAAAAGAAUCAAAAUAGUAAUCGACAACAAUCAAUUGAUGCCUUUUACACGAAGAAAUCAACAUUGAAUAUUCAAGAAAAAGAUAAAGAAGUGGCUGUUGUUACAACAUCAGACUCGGAUGAGCAUUUUUAA